This is a messenger RNA of Trypanosoma grayi, 1707 nucleotides long. Its product is annotated as putative squalene monooxygenase. The transcript has a single exon. Gene Ontology annotation, biological process: sterol biosynthetic process. The record is from RefSeq and is a predicted model, not a curated record. Lineage: Eukaryota; Euglenozoa; Kinetoplastea; Trypanosomatida; Trypanosomatidae. Gene Ontology annotation, cellular component: membrane; endoplasmic reticulum. Bases 1 to 1707 code for a protein of 568 amino acids. Gene Ontology annotation, molecular function: flavin adenine dinucleotide binding; squalene monooxygenase activity.
AUGGCGUUCAUUGCCAUUGCACUCGGUGUAAUAGCCAUUGUGGCGCUCAACUACGUGAUAUCCCGCGUUCGCUUCAAACCUGCCCGCACCAAAUAUGACUAUGACGUCAUUAUUGUCGGUGGAAGCAUCGCUGGGCCAGUAAUCGCGAAGGCGCUUUCGGAUCAGAAGCGAAGGGUAUUACUUCUGGAACGGGAUCUCUUCACAAAGCCUGAUCGCAUUGUUGGGGAGCUUUUGCAACCCGCUGGGAUUGGCGCGUUGAAGCGUCUGAAUAUGGAGGGAUGCGCCACAUCUGUGGGUAUGCCGUGCAACGGGUACGUCGUGAUCGACGAGCACGGACAGAAAGUGGCACUGCCCUACAGGGCAGGCUUCCAAGGCUACUCGUUUCAUUUUGGCGACUUUGUCAACAAUUUACGGAAGCAUGUCUGGCACAAAUGCGCGGCUGAUGUCACGAUGCUCGAGGCAACCGUAAACGAGGUGUUGGUUGAGCGAACAUCUUGUGUCGAGCGUGCUUAUGGGGUGGAGUAUUCCAUCGAUGUGGACUACAAAGCCCCAGAAGUACCAUUUACUGGUGCACCUCAGAAUGAUCAAGCGGCAAGGGCGAAAGUUCGAUGUGUGGCAACGGCUCCGCUUAUCAUUAUGUGCGAUGGAGGUUCGUCCAAAUUUAAGGCGAGGUACCAGCAUUACACCCCUGCGCGGCAGUACCAUUCCAACUUUGUCGCUCUUGUCGUGCGUAAUGCCCAACUGCCAGUGGAGAAGCAUGGCACUGUUCUCUUUGGAAAGACAGGUCCAAUUCUGGCUUACCGUCUCGAUGCAAACGAAUUCCGCAUGCUUGUUGAUUAUAACAAACCAACUCUUCCCAGCUUGGAAGAGCAAAGCAGGUGGCUUAUUGAAGAAAUAGCGCCAUGUCUCCCUGCUGAGAUGCGUUUCGAGUUCAUUUCUGCAGCAAAAAAUAUAAAUGGUAUUCGCUCCAUGCCGGUAGCCCGUUACCCUGCAACCUUUCCUUCUAUCAAGGGCUACGUGGGUAUUGGCGACCAUGCAAAUCAGCGUCAUCCACUGACGGGUGGCGGUAUGACGUGUGCGUUUAAUGAUGCACUUCUUCUCUCUGAGAAGCUUGCGGCUAUUCCCAAGUUGCGGAGUGAUGAUGCAACAGAGAUGGCUUCUAUUGAGGAUCAAAUUCAAAAGGUCAUUGUGGGCUACACCCGGACACGUUGCUUGCACAGCAGUUGUAUUAACAUUCUCUCGUGGGCAUUAUAUGCUGUGUUCGGUAUUCCUGCCCUGCGUACUGCGUGUUUUGAUUACUUUCUUCUUGGCGGCGAUUGUGUGGCUGGCCCUAUGGCGCUGCUGUCUGGUCUGGAUCCGAGCCCCAUUCAUCUGAUGCGACACUACUCUCAGGUGAUGCUAAACGGCAUGUUUAAUCUUGCCACAGGCGGCGGUCCAUACAGUUGCCGUGAUGGAAAGGAACCUGACUUCUUUGCGAAGUGCAUCAGGGCGGUUACAUUCCUGUUCAACCCGUUCCGCUUUGCAAAUGCAUUCUGCAUUCUGUACCAAUCAAUCCUCGUGGUGGUGCCGCUUGUGUACUACGAAUUUGUUUCUUUCUGGUUACUGAUGGACCCUACGAGCUUCAUCCCAACUUUGGUACGAAGAGUGAAAAUUGUUUUCUGCCGUGUUUUCCACGACGCGAAAAACUGGAAGCCUGUUGGUUUGUAG